AUGGGCGAAGACACCGAAAGUGGUCUCCGCGGCAUCCAAGUGUUUCUGGAUGCCCAGGCCAUGUUAGCAGCCAGAGGGAGUGGGUUGCGACAUGCCGCUUACUGGAUCGCACUCCGGCAGGAGAUUCUCACAGCUUUCUCGAAACAGCGCACAUUCCGACUUCCUCUGGGCCCAUGCGAGCCAUACCGAUCCUUCGAGCCCGCCGACGACUAUGUUUGGGCCGACCGGCUCGUCAUCCACUGCGCCGACGUACUGCAGUACUGCUUCGGAUCGGAAGACAACACGGGCGUUCUCCACCCGCUCCCCGCAUCCGACAUGCGGGUUGCGCGCUACGACGAGCUGGUCUCGUUCGAGACUCUCUGGGCCGAGCUGGGCCCGGCCUCCUUCCGACCUAUCUACACCCGCGACCCGGACCGCUCCCGCGGUGAGGUCUUCCCCGAACUCUGGUACCUCAACAACUGCCAUGUCGCCGGCCUGCAGCACCUCGACCUGGCUCGUAUCCUGCUGACCGUGUACAAUCCCAAGCUGCCGCGUCUAGGACCCGGCCAGCGCACGGCCAUGCGGUCGGUCGACCGACGAGUCCGCUCCAUUAUCCUUCGGCUCUGUGGUAUUGCCCUGUCGAACCAGCAUAGUCCGCCCGGGCUGGUCACGGCCAGUGUCGCGAUUGGGAUGUGCGGGGACCGGUUCACAGACCGUAUCGAGCAAGAGGCCCUCCUGGGCGUGCUGGUGAAACUCGAGGAGGAGCAUGCCUAUCCCACGUACACGAUGCAGCGGCUGCUGAAGGCGGCGUGGGGGUGGGACUCGGUCGAUGCUGUGGAUACCCUUCCAGGCACAUAG
Messenger RNA from Penicillium alfredii, 837 nucleotides. RefSeq lists its product as uncharacterized. NCBI's taxonomy places the organism in Eukaryota, Fungi, Ascomycota, Eurotiomycetes, Eurotiales, Aspergillaceae. The coding region runs from base 1 to 837 and encodes 278 amino acids. The transcript has 2 exons. The record is from RefSeq and is a predicted model, not a curated record.